AUGUCAUCUAAAUAAGGCUCUUCAAAUAAUCAAGACUAAGGAAAUCUAAAAAAAACCCUUUAGGAGAUAGAAGUAAAGAGGAAUUAAGUAGAAAAUGAAGAUUAAAGGGCAUUUUAAGAUCUUCAUUAGUAUGCUGAUCUAUCAUAAUUAUCAAUAAUACAAAAUAAAACACCUUAACAACAAUAGGAGAGGUUGAAUAUUUAGCCAGAUAAUAUUGAAAUGGUAUUGGCUCAUAAUCAAAUAAUUGAAAGUGGCCAAUAGAAUAAGCACAUUGAAUUUUUAGAUGAUUUUGUUGAUUUUAUAGAUAAACAAUUCAACGAAGUUAAAAGAUCUUCGUCAAUUUAUAAAUAUUAUUUAAAGAUAAUAUUUUAGAUACUUGUUUAUAUUUCCACUAUUAUUGAACUAAUACUCACUAUAUUAUAUGGAUAUGUAAAUAACAUAUUAGAAUAAGAAGAUUAUGCAAGAUUAUAUUAUUUUUCAAUAUUGUUAAAUAUUUUUUUCCACAUAUGUGUUUGGAUUUAUACAUAUAAAUAUAUGAAUGUGUAAAGGCAUCAUGUUUGUUGGGAUCUGUUGAAUUGUGGUUAUUAUGCUAUAAUAGGAAUUUUAAGCUACUUAAAACUAUUGCCAUUUUUGAUGUUUUAUACACGAGAAACAUCUAAUUAAUAAUUUUCAUUCAGCUAGAUCAAUAAGUAUUUAAUAACAAUAAAAGAAGAAAAAUAAGGAAACCCCUCUAGAUUGUUUAAAAAAAGAAAUAAACCAGUAAAUAUUUUCAGAGACCUAAUAUUUCAUCAUAUAGCUUUAAUCUCAAUGUCUAUCACAUUUUUGACAUAAACGAUACCAAUGCUGAUGAUAUAAGGAUUAUUUAAUUCUUAUUUUGAAGGAUGGGAUUAUUUUAACACUCUCACUUAUUGCUUUUUAAUAAUAAAUGUCCUUUGCUUUGUCUCUGAAAUUCAAUACUGCUCAAGUACUUUUUAAUUCCGAGAGAUUUAUGUAGAAAUUGCUGAUACUGAAGUCUAAUGGCAAAAAGUUUCAAUCUACUCACCCGCUUCUACAGAAUCACUUUGUAAGGUAGAUGAAUCAUAUCUUGAAUAUACAUAAUCUUUAUACUUUUAUGUCUAUACAGGUAAGUUAAAUUCAUAAGAAAAAAGAAGAUGUAUGAUCGAAAUAAUUAAAUUUAUUUUGAAAUUCAGAUAUCUGAAAAGAAUUUACAUCGCAUACAGUGAUUCAUAUGAAUUAGCAACAUUAUAAUAUUUGGCAAAUGCUCUUUAAUUUAUAGAAAUCGAAGAGUUUAUAUUGGCUUAUGAGAAUUCUGAUCGAGUAUAAGAUUUAAAGAAUACAUUUCAAAACCUUAAAAAAUAUUAAAUGGUUUAAGGAGAAAAUACAAUUUAUCUGAAAAUGUAGCCAAAAAAUCACAAUGAAUAAACCUAUGAUUAAAUUAAAAGAAAGACCAUAGAAGUAAAUACUAAAAGAACAUCAAGUAUCAUUGGAUAAAUAACAGGACAUAGAAAUAGACAAAUUUCCAAAUUUUUUAAUUUCAUGAUAUCUAAUGAUUUUGAAGCAUUAAAUAGGUAGCUUUCAAAAGGAAGCUAAGAACAUAGAGAAAAUUUAUAAAGACUUUGUACUUAAAAAGAGGAUUUACAAUAAAUUAGGUCAUCAAAUGAUAAAAUUAUAAUGGAUAUUACUAAGCUUGUAAUCUUAAAAGAAUAAUUAGGAUUUUUAGGAAUAAUCGCUUAUUUAUAUUAAUAUUAUGAUAAAAUUAAGUAAAAAAUUUUAGAGAAGAUUGAAGUUAUCAAUAAAAAUUUAUUAUCUAAUAACUAUUCAUUGAUAGCGAAAAUGUUGCUGAGAUUUACAUUUUUAACAAUUCAAAUCAUAUAUCUCAUUGAAGCAGAGAAAGAUGGAUUAAUUUGGACAAUCAUUAUAUUGGAGAUCUUAUCAGCAAUUUUUAUUAUACUACCUUUUGUUAAAAUACUGUUUAGCUAAAAAGAGUCUUGUUGCGAUUGGCAGUCAUUUAUAAUUUUAUUUCUUUUAAGUAUUUUUAAAAUUAUGGAUCUUUUUGUUAGUUAUAUUGAGAAUUCAAAUCAAGGAACUGGUGGAUAAUUCGAAAUUCGUUUUAUUUCAUACAUCAGAUUUAAGAGUUAUAUCGCAAAAUUUAAAGGAAAUAUUGGAGAUCUUGUGUUGUAUUAUCCAGAAGUUCCACAAAAAAUAGAAGUUUUUGAAAGAGCAGGAUAUUCAGAAAUAAAAUGGUUAGCAAAUAUUAGUGACUCCUUCUAUAAAAUACCAUUGUUUUUUAUUUAUAUUUUAACAACAAAUAAAGACUAUGCUUGGGGUUUUUCCUUUGUCAACACUAUUAAAGAUGCUGUAUUUGGAAUGAAAGAUUUAUUAGAAGUUGUUUUUCAAAACUUCUUUGUACCUGCAUUAAUAUUAAGAAAAGUAUCUAUUGAUUAAUUUUAUAAAUCAAUGUGUUGUUUCAGUCCAAUCUAGAAAUCAAUUUUAUUGGAAUUUCCAAAAUCAUUUGCCAUUGUAUCUAAAUUACAUAGUACAUAUUUAAACAGUAGAAAAUAUAAAAUUGAUUUUACUAAAUUAGAUUAUUCUCAAUUUAAACCUAAGAAAAAGGAAAAACUAUUAGCUAAAUUGAAAUUAGUCUUAGUAAAUAUCAAUUCAAGUAUUGAAAUUUAAAAAGCUUAAGAACUUCUAUAUAUGGGGGAAGAAGUUAUACUGAUAUUUAAAUGCUUAUAAGUUAGUGAACUUUAAUAAUUGAGGUUAAAUUUUCAAUUAGAUGAAAUUGCUUCAGAAAAUUUAUAGCUAUUAAAUGUUAUUUUGUCAUAUUGUCCAAAAAAUAAUCUUUAACAAUUGGAAAUACAUGUAGAAACCAAGAAGGCUAUUUAUCUAAAGUUUAAUGUAGAGAGAAAAAAUAUUUUAACUAGUUUUUAUUUUUCUUACUAUUAAAUUAGGGAAAUGAGAAGAUAAUAUAAAGUAUAAAAUGCUGAAACUAUUCAAAUUAAUAAAACAUUCCUUUAACUAGAUAGAUAUGAUUUUUAAUAAUUUUAUUUUGAAGUUGGAGGAUUUAUGGAUUUAACAGACUGUUCAACUUUUUUUAAUUAAUUUACAGAAGUCUAAACCCUUGAAAUAGCACUAUAAUCUGAUAGUGUUGAUUAAAGUUUCAGUUUAGAAUAGAAUAUUAAAACCACUAAAAUAACUAAACUAUCAUUAAAUUUGGAAAAUAUUUAUUUAAAUACACUAGGAGUUAGUUUAUAGAAAUUAGAGGUGUUUAAAUUAACUUUAAUUAAUUGUAGAUUUGAUAAAAAAGAUUUACUUAGAUUAUUACUAACUAUGAAUAAUAAUGGACGUAUAAUUGUUAAUUUAAGGUAAAAAUAAUGUUAUUUUUUAAUUAGAUAAUAAACACAUAAAGAUUUUAGAUUUAAUAAAUAAGAAAUGCAAAAUUUACAAGAAAGACUAUCAAAUAAUUAAGUUGAAAUAAAUUUUUUAUUCUGA
Paramecium sonneborni is the source of this 3492-nucleotide messenger RNA. The record is from the annotation of a GenBank genome assembly. NCBI's taxonomy places the organism in Eukaryota, Ciliophora, Oligohymenophorea, Peniculida, Parameciidae.